AUGUGCAUGGAUACAAGGUCGAUCGCCUGCAGGAUGCUGCCGUGCGUCAUGGAGCAGCAGGAUUGCGAUCCUGAGGUACAACUGCGGUUGCUAGUGGUACAUGUCCGGGCCGCCUCCCUCCUCUCUAGGUUCGACCAUGAAGUCAUGAAGAUCCGGCUCAAGCACGGACAACCACGCGUUUCAUCGGCAUGCGAAACGGUAGCCGUCCUCUUCGACCGGGAGCUGGUGUUCCGCUGUAUGCCGAAAUUUCCCUUGGUUGCAGACUUUGACACCUUCUGCGUGUUUCUGUGGCAAGGCUCUUCGUUGAGGAUCCGACUAGUCGCAGUCUCGGGCAAGGACCGCGUGAUCGCCAAGGCUGUGGUGCCUCUGGGGGACGCGGUCGGACUCCAGGAGUUCGAUUUGCAGCUCGCGGGCCUUCCUGGACUGUUGACGCCGUCUGAGGAGGUUGUCGGCCACGUCAGCGUUGCCACAGAGAUCCACAAUAUGUCCAGGCGCGACCUACUUCAGCAUCUGCAGCGCCUCCACGCGCAGAGGCGGCAGGGUGCGUUCGUCCUCGCAGAGGUGCCGCUCGGCGAGAUCUACGGUCCAUGUGAGGAGGCCGAGCAGGAGGAGGAUCUGGUCUCGGUCAUGCCGGUCGUACCCGUCAACGUUUGA
Molecule: messenger RNA, 654 nt
Organism: Prorocentrum cordatum
Lineage: Eukaryota; Dinophyceae; Prorocentrales; Prorocentraceae
Source: the annotation of a GenBank genome assembly